AUAUUGCUGCAUUAUAUAAAACUAUUAGUAUAAUUUUUUUACAUUUUAGAAUGUGGUGCCUCGAGACUCUCCAUAAUUGUAAAAGGUGCCUCGGGACUGUCCAUAAUUUUAUAGGGUGCCUCAGGACUGUCCAUAAUUUUAUAGGGUGCCUCAGGACUGUCCAUAAUUUUAGAAGGUGCCUCGGGAAUGUCCAAAAUUUUAGAGGGUGCCUUGACAUUGUCCAUAAUUUUAAAGGGUGCUCGGGACUGUCCAUAAUUUUAGAGGGUGCCUCAGGACUGUCCAUAAACUUUAGAGGGUCCAGGAUAAUUUUAGAUGGUGUCUCGGGACUGUCCAUAAUUUUAGAGGGUGUCUUGACAUUGUCCAUAAUUUUAAAGGGUACUUGGACUUACAAAAGGUUGAGA
Staurois parvus is the source of this 401-nucleotide messenger RNA. The record is from the annotation of a GenBank genome assembly. NCBI's taxonomy places the organism in Eukaryota, Metazoa, Chordata, Amphibia, Anura, Ranidae.